AAGAACAUAGUACCUUUACUUGUAAACAUAUAUUAGCAGUUUGGUUAGCAUCACUUACGCAGACUAAUCUGAAUUAUCAAACUAUUCAAGAAUCUAAAUUUUGUGAAGUACUGCUAGGACGUGUUUUGUAUUAGCACCAUGACAGACUAUGUGUUUGUAGGUAGAUUAACUAAUCUCAAAACAGUGAUUCAGCUUUUAAAAGCAGUUAAUUAUAGAGAAACUGCAACAUGUUCUGGUUCAGAGAAUGGUUUAAAAAUAACUGUUGAAGAUGCAAAAUGCAUGCAAGCUAGUGCUUACCUUCCUGCAGGACUUUUUGAGCCUUUUCUGAUAAAAGAAGACAUUAUUUUUCGUAUUAAUUUAAAUAUACUUGUUGAAUGUCUGUCAAUGUUUUGGCAAAGUAUAAACUCAGGUUCUACUGUUUCUAUGGAAAUGCAUUACAAGGGUAAAGGUCAUCCAGUCACAGUACUAAUUGAAGAAGAUGGUGUGGUAGUGGAUUGUUCUUUAAAAACUCAAGAAGCAGACGAACUUUUAGACUUUAAUUUAACACCACAAAAUAGUAUGAAUAAAGCCCUGCUACACAGUGAGCUAUUAAAAGAUGUGCUAUCUGAACUUGACACAUCAAGUAAUCAUCUUAAGCUUUAUCUCUCGCCAACAUCGCCUUACUUUGUCUUUAGCACAUCCGGGGUAGCUGGUGAUUGUCACAUUCAAUUACCAGCUACACACAAUACCGAAUUGAUAGAGACUUUUCAAUGUAAGAAAGAGGCGACAUCAAAAUAUAUGUUAUCACAUAUCAAACCAGCAAUGAAAGCGUUAUUUUGCUCUAAUAAAGUUGCUUUGAGAACCAAUGAAGAGGGUCUUUUAUGUUUUCAAUACAUGAUCAAAACGGAAAAUGGAAUCAAUUGUUACAUUGAGUAUUAUAUCUCACCAGUGAUUGAUGUUGGUAGCGACGAGGAAAAUUAAUUGUAAAAUUAACGUUAUUCAAAGUGUAAUUACUUUGUAUAUAUUUUGACGAUUAAUAAUAAGACUAAUAAGCACAAAAAUUACAAAGGCUAAAUUUAU
Phymastichus coffea is the source of this 1059-nucleotide messenger RNA. It is a transcript of the gene Rad1, whose product is annotated as cell cycle checkpoint protein RAD1. The record is from RefSeq and is a predicted model, not a curated record. The coding region runs from base 139 to 960 and encodes 273 amino acids. The transcript has 5 exons. Gene Ontology annotation, biological process: DNA repair; DNA damage checkpoint signaling. Lineage: Eukaryota; Metazoa; Arthropoda; Insecta; Hymenoptera; Eulophidae. Gene Ontology annotation, cellular component: nucleus; checkpoint clamp complex. Gene Ontology annotation, molecular function: 3'-5' exonuclease activity.